Messenger RNA from Zingiber officinale, 534 nucleotides. Its product is annotated as homeobox-leucine zipper protein HOX16-like. NCBI's taxonomy places the organism in Eukaryota, Viridiplantae, Streptophyta, Magnoliopsida, Zingiberales, Zingiberaceae. Gene Ontology annotation, cellular component: nucleus. The transcript has 5 exons. Bases 1 to 534 code for a protein of 177 amino acids. Gene Ontology annotation, biological process: positive regulation of DNA-templated transcription. The record is from RefSeq and is a predicted model, not a curated record. Gene Ontology annotation, molecular function: DNA-binding transcription factor activity; sequence-specific DNA binding.
AUGGAUUCUAGUCCCCAUCUGAUAUUUGAUUCCUCUUUGUCGUCCACUCGCGCAUGGCUGCUCGUGUUGGGUGAUGGGAACUCCAUCUUCCGAGGGUUGAGGUUGGCGGAGGAGCAUGGCGCCACCAAGAGGUCGUUCUUCACAUCACCAGAUGAGAUUUACGAGGAGGAAUACUACGAGGAGCAGCUGCUGGAGAAGAAGUGCCGCCUAACGCCAGAUCAGAUCAACGUAGUUGUAGUAAAUUUUUCGUUGGGAAUGAUCGGCUUCCUUUCUCCAACAAAGGUAAAUUUAUUGGAACGUAGCUUUGAGGAGGAGAACAAGUUGGAGCCGGAGCGAAAGAGCGAACUGGAUCGAAAGCUAGGCAUGCAACUGAGGCAAGUUGCAAUGUGGUUCCAGAACCAGCGUGCAAGGUGGAAGAACAAGCAACUUGAGAAGGAUUUUGAUCGGCUCAAGUCCUCAUAUGAGUCACUCCUUACUGAUCAUGCUGCCCUCUUCAAGGACAACGAGGGAUUGCGGUUGGAGCUUUAUUUCUAA